AUGACGAUAGAGACAGCAUGUGUUCUAUGCGGUGAUCCUAUCGAGCUUUGGACCCGUGGAUUUCAAGCUCUGUAUACGCUCUUAGACGACUGGGGAACUGCCCGCAUCAAGGAUACCAGAACAGGACCGCGCCGGGCCAAUGGUUGGUUCAUGGUAGACCAAAUCCCUCUUGAUAGUUCGAGUGAUGCAGAUAUUCUAGCUCUUCAUCCGAAUCCGGGAGCGGCUCGAUAUAGUAUAGAUCUAAUGAAAACCAGGUUUCAUGGAGUUGGCCGACACGACUAUUCUCCACCGAGCGCAACGUGGGGAUUCCCUUUUCACCCUGACUGCUGGGAAAUGCUCUCUGCCGCAUGCGCGGUCUCUGGGACCCGGCUUGACCUCAAGGUCAUAUUUGACCUUUGGAGAUCUCAGCCAUAUAAGCGUGACCUUCUAGAUUGGGGCCAUGACUAUGGAGGCAACUGGGAGGAUCUCGAGGGCGGGCACACGGUAUCCGAGCCUUCGACUGAUGGGAUCCUGGAUAUAUACACCGACAGCCCAUUUCAUAUCCCUACACUACGUCAAUUGUUUACUAGCGAAAUUGUAUGCGAACCUUCGAGAAACAGGAAGGUUCUCACCAAGGUCUCUCUUGUAUGUCGACAUGAAGGCGAUCCUUUUAUUAGGUUGCCGGUCGAGAUUCUGCAUAUGAUCCUCAUUCCGACAGACUCGAGAGAUGUGCUAAACCUUAGGUUGGCUUCACCCGUAUACGCUACUCUGGUCCUCCCAGAUUCAUUCUGGCGCUCCCGUUUUUGGCAAGGAAGAGAAUUUGAGCAUAUCUUCGAGGUGAACACAUUGCAGAUAUCCAAUGGAGGCUGGCGACAACUCUAUGAACGUAUCAAGGAUUUAUCGGCACUUCCUAGUUUGACUAAUAGAAAAAUAGUAUGGGGCUUAGCAUGUCGCCUUCGUGAGCUUAUAGAUCGAAGGCUGAGCGUCGGUCCUUGUUACGGGACACCACAGUGCACUAUGUUUGAACCCGAUGGUGCACGCCACAAUUUCGGAUGGCGUGUAGCCAGCCCAUAUCUAUCUCCUCCAACUGAAUAUUUUUAUCGAAGAUCGAGAUCGUUAUAUGAGCGAGUGACAACCCUCCCCGACAUUAUCAAACGCAUUUUCAUCUCCACCGUGGGAAUUAACAGUAAGAUCUAUAUCUCUGGCUUGCGAUUCGCUGGCGACAAUGACACCGGCUACCUUCUUGGGUUUUGUAGUUUGGACAAAGAAAUUGAGGUUACUUGGGAGACAGAUCAAAACUUAGAGGCCCUAUGUGGUUUCCAUGUAGCCUUCGAUUUCAAGGGGAUACGUGGUCUUCGGAUUCUCUCGCAAACGGGCGAGCCUUCGAACUGGGUUGGAGAAUGGCGCGACACGUCUCAGCAAGUAUUAACACUUACGUCCCCAGCCCAAACGCGAACCUGGAACUUGAAGGGUGGAUUCGAUGCCUUGAAGUUAGUUUCUAUCGCUAUAUUCUAUAUCGAAGACUGGCCACGAAGUCCUUGCCCUGAAUUCCCAGAUCAAUCAUCGAGGUUACGGGAAGGUUCUUUGUGGUAUGGGGAAAUACCACCCGGGGAACUUUCUCUCUCUGGCCGUCAUCAGCUGCCGCUUUCGCUCCAGGAGAACAAAAUACCAUAUUCACUUGCACUUUUUGGGGGCGUAGAUGGAAGCCAACUGCCUUGCCUAAGUGGAUUUUCGGUUUACUAUACAACAUAUUGGGAUACACUCCCUUCAGAUGGCACCGGUAUUGAGGCUAUCGAAUUCUCUUUUAGCCGCCCUGUCAACGGCAAGUCCUCGAUUAUUCUUGGGAGGGUUCCCGAUACAGACGAGGACGUGGGGGUAUGUCAUGUCACCCUGAGGUCCGAUGAAGGGGAACGUAUUAGUCGAUUGAGCACCACCUAUGAGAGUAUGACUGAUACUCUAGUUGACAUAAAGGUCCAUACUAACCACGGUCGAUCAUAUCCAUUUCCCCCUCGUAUGAUGCAGAAUUGGGGAGACGAGUACACACAUGAGGAUCUCAAGCCAGAAAGCGGGAUCAUCGUUGGUAUAUUUUCUUCGAUAACCUCUGAGCUAGGAUUUGCGACUAUAGGAAUUGCUUCUAUCCCUUCCCUCUCGGAUACUACCAUCUGAGUCGGAGCAUCGAAAAAUUAUAGUUGAAAUCUAGCGAUGGUAAAAUUGUGAAGGGAUUUCAUCAAUUA
This is a messenger RNA of Hypoxylon trugodes, 2213 nucleotides long. RefSeq lists its product as uncharacterized. The record is from RefSeq and is a predicted model, not a curated record. NCBI's taxonomy places the organism in Eukaryota, Fungi, Ascomycota, Sordariomycetes, Xylariales, Hypoxylaceae. The transcript is spliced from 6 exons. Bases 1 to 2145 code for a protein of 714 amino acids. Gene Ontology annotation, molecular function: protein binding.